Molecule: messenger RNA, 2966 nt
Organism: Hypomesus transpacificus
Lineage: Eukaryota; Metazoa; Chordata; Actinopteri; Osmeriformes; Osmeridae
Gene: acbd4
Product: acyl-CoA binding domain containing 4
Exons: 11
Coding region: 449-1663 (404 amino acids)
Biological process (GO): fatty acid metabolic process
Molecular function (GO): fatty-acyl-CoA binding
Source: RefSeq, a predicted model, not a curated record
GUGAGAAGCAGUAAUACAUCACUAAAAUCUGAUUACAAACAGAAAUUAAGACAAACAAAAUUAAAAAGUAUUCAUCCUGUAGGGAGCGGUAACGCACCUCCUUUACAUUGGUUGCAAUCCAGAAGAAGAAUCGCGGAAGUCUGACUAAGUAAACCACGUUUUCAACAACAAACUGAUAGGCCUACAUUAAAUCCUAGAAUGAAUGAAUGCUCUCCCUAAAUAGAGUGUUCUUUUUCAACUUGCAAUCUUCUCAACCAGAAAUAACGAGUUUGAUUAUCGAAUAAGUGUGCUUCUUAUCAGCCAUGACAAGAGAAAGGCGAACAAGUGAGUCUACGGUGACAUGAUUUGCCACUUUGACAUUGCAAUCAAGUUGCUGUCCCAUUGCCAGUUCGAUGGCACAGAGCUUUUCAGUUGAGAUACAUAAACUGCGAUAUUGGUCCCGUUUAUAAUGUCAGAAGCUUUAGACCACCAAAAGCGCUUUCAGACCGCUGUCGACGUUAUUCAUAAUUUGCCGAAAGAUGGUUCCUAUCGGCCCUCCUAUAAGGUGAUGCUUAAUUUCUACAGCCUCUACAAGCAGGCCAUGUGUGGCCCCUGUAACAUACCCCGGCCAGGCUUCUGGGACCCUGUGGGGCGCUACAAAUGGGAUGCUUGGAACCGGUUAGGAGUGAUGAAGAGUGAAAAGGCCAUGGCUGAGUAUGUGGAAGAGAUGAAGAAAGUAGCUCAAGAGGUUAUUGAUACCAUCCCUAUGAAUGAAAAGACGGCAUCACUGUUUCACCAUUUUGAGCCUCUAUACGUUGUUAUCCAUGACAUGCCCAGACCACCAGUGUCACUGCUGAGUAUGAAUGAAGCUGGGGAUGGCAAGGGCUCCAAAGAGGACCCCAGCUUCCAGGGUCCAGAUGUGGACCAGGAGACCUGUCAGACACCAGAGGUUACCUCCACCAGUCAGCCCCAGGAUACAUUGGAGUAUGAGGGGGUGGUGUUGACCAGUGACUCGGAGAGUGAGAUUUUCUGCGACUCUGUGGAGCUGCUUGACAAGGUAAAGGUUGACAUCCCCAAAUCAAAUGGUCUUUACAGUGGCCAUCCCUCUUCAGGGCCAUCCUCAGUCGGAGAACAGCAGGAGUCUGCUGUUCCCCAGGCCACUCGGAUGGGGGCGGGGCAAGGUGGAGAAGGAGCGGAGGAUAGAAAGGCUCCGCCCAUCAGGAGAAGUCGAGAUGCUGGAAGGAAUGGAAUGCAACAUGAAUGGAGAGAACGUGGUGUUACCCCAGGCGGCCCAAGGCAGGUAGGUGGAAUGGGAGCAGAGUUUGGGGACGGAGCUGGCAGAGAGGGAGGAGACGGGUCAGAAGGAGGAGCUGAGAGGCUGCAGGACGUUCUACUGCAGCAGCAGAUAGUGCUAGCCCUGCAGAGGCUCAGGGAGGAUAUGAGGAGCGUCAUGGAUAGACUGGAGGUGGUGGAGAGACUGGCUGCAGCACAUUUUGAGAAUACUGAUUGGAGACCAUGCAUACAGCACAAUGCAGCCCCCAACUCAGAGUCUAAGGGUGAGAAUUGGUGGGCAUUUGACGUGUCAGGUCGAACGCUAAUCCUAUUGUUGCUGUGGCCCGUCGUGGCUCAGGGCUUGGUGUUUCUCCUGAGGAAAGGGCAAAGAAAACACCACAUCCCGAUGUGACAGAAGCUUCAGAGUUUUAUAAAUGCAUGCAUUGUUUGGUUGGACAUCAUUACACAGCAACCACCUUUCAUUUUAAACACGCAGAGAUGUGUUCAUAUUUCAUGUUAUGUUGACAUUAUCAACUCAUCAGAUGCACUAAUAUAAUGCUGGGCACUAGGUGUGCAAAACCAAAUCGAAAAAAAACGAACCGUGCAACACACUACCCAUGGUUCGGUUUUCACAUGGAAGCCGCGUUUUUUUGGAUCUACGAAAAAAACUUUUUUUUCCAAACACAACGGAACACCCACAGAGCAGUGUUGCCAACUUAGCGACUUUCUCGCUAUAUCUGGCGAUCUUUCCAAACCCUCCUGGCAACUUUUAAGAUGUUGGAGUCUUACUGGUGUUUUAGAGACUCUGACAUGAAAGCACGGAUCGCAGUACUGUCCUCAACGAGCAGCGGGUGCUGCCGUGAGCUCCUCCGCCGUCCCAAAGCACUCACAGGCAGUCAGUCUCACUAUAGCCUCGCGGAGCUCCACUACUUUCCUUACUGAAGAGUUGGCAACACUGCUGGAGAGAGGCAAAUCAUACGAAGCUAGGCACGUGUAAAGUAUGCUAACCAGGACUAUUCCGGAACCUUUUUUAUUGGAUACGGCACCUUUGUCACUAUGGAAAAUGGUUUGCCGAAAUGAAAAAAAAAUAUUACUGUUUGUGUAGUGUUCAAUGUUGUUAUACAGUCCUGCUCACCAUUAUUGGCACCCAUAAAGUUUAUGUACAUAUUGUGGAAUGUCUAUAUCACAGGCAUCAUGAAAUCUGAAGAUUAUCAAGCAAUUCUAGAGGGAAAUGUCAUGCCUAGUGUAAGGAAACUUGGUUUGAGGCGAAGAUCAUGGGUCCUCCAGCAAGAUUAAGACCCAAAGCACACCUCCAAAAGCACGCAGAAAUGGUUGAAAGGGAAAAAAUUGACUGUUUUAAAAUGGCCAGCAAUGAGUCCUGUUCUCAAUCCAAUUGAAAAUCUUUGGGGGGAGCUGAAGUCUGCCUUUGGAGGAAGGAACCCUGCAAAUGUUCAAGAGUUUGAGCAUAUUGCAAAAGAAGUGUGGGAGAAAAUACCACUUGAGAAGUGCAAGAAGCUUAUAGAUGGAUAUAAGAAACGUUUCGAGGCUGUCAUCGCUGCCAAAGGGUGUGCAAACAAAUAUUAAGGAGGGGUGCCAAUAUUAAUGCACAUGCUAGUUUUCAGUUUUUUUUUGGAAUUACAAUAUUUAUGUUGAAAUAACAAUUGUCUUUGUUAAAUUACUUUGGACCUCCAAUUAAAAGAUACUGCUGAUAUAAA